AUGGUGGUGAAGGUUUAUGGACCGGAAUAUGCUUCAAGUAAGCGUGUAAUUGUUUGCCUGGUCGAGAAAGAGAUUGAAUUUGAGGUGGUUGAUAUCGAUCUCUUCAAAGGAGAGAACAAAAGCCCUGAUUAUCUCAAGUUGCAGCCUUUCGGGCUUCUUCCUGCCAUCCAAGAUGGAGACUACACUUUAUAUGAAUCCAGGGCUAUAAUCCGUUACUAUGUAGAAAAGUACAAAUCUCAAGGAACUGAACUGUUUGGAAAGACAAUGGAGGAGAAGGGCAAAGUAGAACAAUGGUUAGAAGUGGAAGCACACAAUUUUCACCCUCCACUUUACACCUUAGUGCUUCAUACAGUUUUCAGCUCCAAACUGGGAAUCACACCAGAUCAGAAAGUCAUUCAAGAAAACGAGGCGAAACUGGGGAAAGUUUUGGAUAUCUACGAGGAAAGGUUGUCGACCAGCAAAUACUUGGCUGGGGAUUUCUUCAGCCUGGCUGAUCUUAGCCACCUUCCAUUUGGUCAUUACCUGUUGAAUGGUGCUGGGAAAGGGUACAUGAUUAGGGACAGGAAACAUGUGAGUGCAUGGUGGGAUGUUAUCAGCAACAGGCCAUCUUGGAAGAAAGUUCUCCAACUCUUUCCUUAUCCAACUUGA
Fraxinus pennsylvanica is the source of this 648-nucleotide messenger RNA. The record is from the annotation of a GenBank genome assembly. NCBI's taxonomy places the organism in Eukaryota, Viridiplantae, Streptophyta, Magnoliopsida, Lamiales, Oleaceae.